AUGGCGGCGGACCUGCCUGCUGAAUUUGAUGUGGUCAUCCUGGGCACAGGUCUGCCGGGAGUCCAUUGUAGCGGCCGCCUGCUCUAGGAUAGGACAGCGAGUCCUCCAUCUGGAUGUGAGGAAUUAUUAUGGUGGGAACUGGGCCAGUUUCACAUUUUCAGGUUUACAGUCCUGGAUUGAUGAGUACAAGCAGAGGGAUGCCACCAGUGAAGAGCCCGAGACCAGCAAGGAACAUAUUUUGGAAAGUGAAGGAAUCAUCCCUCUGAACCGAAGAGACGGGACUAUCCGAAACGUUGAAGUUUUCUCAUAUUCCAAAAGUGAAGACUCAGACGUUGUGGAGGAAGUGGGCGCACUCAGCAUAAAGCCGGAGCUCCUGAACACAAACCCCACAGACGGUGACCAACCUCUGCAGGAUAGCCCCACCCAUGAGGAGCCUGUUCCCCAAGAGCUUCAGGAUCCAGAGUCUCAAAGCGCCGAACAUCGAGAAGUGUCUGGUGGAAGCGACCAAACCCCCAGUGCUGACAUCGCACCAACCUCAGAGAGCGGUGAUGCUCCAGAGCCAAACGCCACCAAACUGUGCCAAACGGAGCCCAAGAAAAGCGUUACCUACUCAGAUAUUGUGAGAGAAGGACGGAGGUUCAACAUCGAUCUAGUUUCAAAGUUCCUGUACUCCAGAGGACAGCUAAUCGAUCUCCUCAUCAAAUCCAACGUGAGCCGCUACACCGAGUUCAAGAAUGUCACCCGAAUUCUCACCUAUCACGAUGGCAAGAUCGAACAGGUGCCUUGUUCCCGGGCCGACGUCUUCUCCAGCAAGCAGCUGUCUAUGAUAGAGAAACGAACCCUCAUGAAGUUCCUGACCUUCUGUGCCGACUACGAGCAGCAUGUGGAGGAAUAUCAAGAUCACACAGAUUCCACCUUUGCGGAGUUCCUGCGGUCCAAGCGGUUGACGCCCGGUUUGCAGCACUUCGUCCUUUGCUCCAUCGCCAUGGUUUCCGAUGACGCCGGUACGGUGGAGGGGCUGAAGGCGACGCAGCAUUUCUUGCGGUGUUUGGGCCGCUACGGCAACACCCCCUUCUUGUUCCACAUGUAUGGACUGGGGGAGAUUCCUCAGUGUUUCUGCAGGAUGAGCGCGGGUUUUUGGUGGGAUCUACUGCUUACAUCAUUCCCUUCAGUGCCUGGUCAUAGAUGAAGAGUCCAAACAGUGUGCGGCCGUCAUUGACAGCGACGGGAAACGCAUCGGCUGCAACUAUGUCCUCGUAGAGGACGGCUACCUGACGGAGGAGACCUGCACACAGGUACCAUACAGGCAAAUCUCCCGCGCUGUUCUCAUCACUGACCGUUCCGUGCUGAAAUCCGAGUCUGACCAAGAGAUAUCUGUACUGACGGCUCCCUCGGGGGAUGGACAUCAGAGCGCCGUGUACAUGACGGAGCUGUGCUCCUCCACCAACACAUGUAUGAAGAACACAUAUCUGGUCCACCUUUCAUGUUCCUCGGUGAGGGCCACAGCCAGAGAAGACCUGGAACCCGUGAUAGAGAAGUUAUUUGUCCUGGACGGGGAAGAAGAUCCCGAGAGCGUGGAGAGGCCGCGGGUCCUCUGGAUCUUGUACUUUAAUAUGAGAGACUCUUCUGCGGUAGAGCGCCAAUCCUAUGCCGGGCUCCCCUCUAAUGUGUUUGUCUGCAGCGGGCCGGACCCCUCCUUCGGAUAUGACCACGCCGUCCAGCAGGCGGAGAAGAUUUUCACUGCAAUGUAUCCAUCAGAAGAGUUCUGUCCUCCGGCGCCAAACCCGGAAGAUAUCAUUUACGACGGCGAGGGGGCUCAGCCAGACGCGUCAGAAACUAAAGUGGCCGAGGAAUCCAAAGACGAGACGCUGAAUGAAAACGUAUCCGAGGAACAAAAAACUGAAUGA
Staurois parvus is the source of this 1907-nucleotide messenger RNA. Lineage: Eukaryota; Metazoa; Chordata; Amphibia; Anura; Ranidae. The record is from the annotation of a GenBank genome assembly.